AUGCAGACUGAGGCCUUAGAGGAGCAUACAGAACUCUGGUGGUCUAGACAGCCGGUGAAGUCAGUCGUGUGCUACUGCUUGGCUGUCCUCCUUAUCCUAGCUUGUGGCAUUGGUGGCAUCGUCCUGUUAUCCACCACCACCAGCCGGUCAGGUGAAUGGAGACUAGCUGUGGGGACAACUUUGUGUAUUCUUUCCCUACUUGUUUUGUUGAAGCAACUUUUGAGCUCAGCGAUCCAGGACAUGCAGUGUGUAACCAGAAGACGACACAUCGAUUUGCUGAGGAGCGGUGGUCUAUCAGACAUUAUGGUGUUCCUUGUAAGUGCCAUCAUCAUCUUAGUGUGUGGUGUGGUUCUUCUCGUUCUUUCUUAUUCUGGAGAAACCCCGGGAUUCCCUCCAGUUCUGGUCACCAUGUACACAGUAGGGGUCUCGCUAGUUGUCAUAGGGGUCUUCAUCCUUGUUGCGGUUGUGACAUUUGCACUUGUGGUGUUGUGUAAGUCUUGUGCUCCCAAUCGCUUCCAUCCCAGGAACAUGAGCAUCUUCUCCAUCUCCGGGCAGCUCACUCAGCGGCAGAACACAACCUCCAGUUUGGCCAACCUCAUCUAA
Staurois parvus is the source of this 603-nucleotide messenger RNA. The record is from the annotation of a GenBank genome assembly. NCBI's taxonomy places the organism in Eukaryota, Metazoa, Chordata, Amphibia, Anura, Ranidae.